CAUCCCCCUAAAGAACCCAUCCCUGCUCGGACCUCCACGCUCAGUGCGUUCGCGUCGGUGUCCUUCUCCUGCGCCCCCGACAUGCUGAAGGAGAAGAGUUACCAAGCCGAGAUGCUGAAGAGCAGCCCCCUCCGGGGAUUCUUCCCCAGCCCCUAUCCCUACAUGGACGUCUUCCCUCGGACGCACAGCCUCCUCCACCCGCUCGAGUCGCUCGGUCGACUUGUGUCGGACGCCCGGGCUUCCCUGCCCCUCGGGGCCCACGGAGGCGCGGCUCCGUUCCUCGGCCACGGCGCGUCGGGCUUGCCCUUCGCGAGUCCGAUGUUUCCCGGGCACGCUUUUUGCUCCAGGCCGGAGGAGCUGGCGGCGGUGGUGACGGAGCACGCCGCCGGUCCGCUGUCCUCGGACUUCAGCAGCCCGCACAGCGUCAGGUCUCCGUCCGCCUCCUCCUCCGGCAACACGCCGCCAAAGGAGAGCUUGUGUCGGCCGAACGCGGUGGAUCUGCCUCCGGAGAAAAGGGCGGCAUCCUUUAACUUCAGCGAGGAGGACUUGUCCAUGGUGCUCUACGGUUACUCUGGGGGCCAGGAGAGCAGCGGGGGCCACGCUAUGUCAGGACUGACCCUGCAGGAAAACUCAGCUUCUCAUUCCCUUCUGGACAGAGAAACCCACGAGCUUCCAGAGGGUCUAGUCGUCCUCCAGGCUGCGUGGGGGAGCAUUUACCACUGUGGGGUCUUCACAGAUAAGGUCAGCAUACCUAAAGGCACGCGCUUCGGACCUUUCCAAGGAAAACUUGUGAACACCAGCGAGAUAAAAACAUACGAUGACAACACCCUGAUGUGGGAGGUGUUUGAGAAUGGGCGACUGAGUCAUUUUGUGGACGGCAGGGGCGCUUCUGGAAACUGGAUGUCUCUGGUGAAGUGCGCUCGGUUUCCGGAGGAGCAGAACCUGAUCACGGUGCAGGUCCAGGGUCGGAUCUUCUACGAGGCCUGCAAGGAGAUCACACCGGGCCAGGAGCUACUGGUGUGGUACGGAGACUGCUACACGCAGUUUCUUGGGAUCCCACUCACACUGAGGGACCCCAGAGAGGACAACAACAGCGUUUCCCCAUCCGAAGAUUCAGGGGAAGGCUUCAAGUGCGACAGAUGCGGGAAGGUGUUUGCAUACAAAUACUACAGGGACAAACAUCUGAAGUACACGCGCUGUGUUGACCAGGGGGACAGGAAGUUUCCCUGUCACCUAUGCAACAGAUCCUUCGAGAAGAGGGACAGGCUGAGGAUCCACAUACUGCAUGUGCAUGAAAAACACAGACCUCACAAGUGCUCCGUGUGUGGGAAGAGUUUCUCCCAGUCCUCCAGUCUUAACAAACACAUGCGGGUCCACUCUGGAGAGCGACCGUACAAGUGCGUCUACUGCAACAAGGCCUUCACUGCCUCCAGCAUCCUGCGCACGCACAUCCGCCAGCACUCCGGAGAGAGGCCCUUCAAGUGCAAGCACUGCGGGAAGGCCUUCGCCUCGCACGCCGCUCACGACAGCCACGUCCGCCGGACUCAUGCCAGAGACAAGCCGUUCCCGUGCGAGCUGUGCGGGGCCGCUUUUCAGGAGGAGAAGGAGCUGAAAUAUCACGAGACAAUCCACAAACGGAGACAAAUGGACCCGCUCACUGUUCCGUCCUCUUCAGGAAUUGGACGGGAGGAUGACUCUGGGCUCCCAUUGAAGGAAAAAGAAAAAGCACAGAAGAACCCAGAGCAAAGGUUUCCAAAUUACCCCGGGUUAAAGGUUUUAAAUUCUGAUUAUCGGCCCUGGAACUAGACAGGCCAAAAAAA
Fundulus heteroclitus (mummichog) is the source of this 1820-nucleotide messenger RNA. RefSeq names its product PR domain containing 14 (gene prdm14). The annotation marks the transcript as partial. Gene Ontology annotation, cellular component: nucleus. Gene Ontology annotation, biological process: regulation of transcription by RNA polymerase II. NCBI's taxonomy places the organism in Eukaryota, Metazoa, Chordata, Actinopteri, Cyprinodontiformes, Fundulidae. Gene Ontology annotation, molecular function: protein binding; RNA polymerase II transcription regulatory region sequence-specific DNA binding. The transcript has 8 exons. The record is from RefSeq and is a predicted model, not a curated record.